UAGCUACCGGAAGUAUACUCGUCGGUAAACAGAAGAAAUCCGAAGAUAAAGCUUCGAUGAAAACGGGGUUUUAUGUUCCAAGAAAUCCAUAGAAUCAAUUAAUUGCGAAAAGAAAAGGUUCAGAAUGCCAGGUGAACAGCCCAUGGCAGUGCAACCAGAAGAAGUGAACUUCAAGGAGAAGUAUCGCUCUCUCAAGCGGAAAAUGAGAUUCCUCAUUUAUGAGCAAGAGUGUUUCCAGGAGGAGCUGAGAAGAGCUCAGAGAAAGCUCCUGAAGAUCUCUAGAGACAAGAACUUUCUUCUAGACAGACUGCUGCAGUAUGAAAGGGUUAUUGAUCCUGGUACCGAUUCAGAUUCUACCCUCUCCUCAGAAGAUAGUUGUAAGGAGACCAAAAAGGAGCAGGAGAAGAAGGUCGUGAAGAAGAAGAGACGAGCCAAGAAGAAACCAACCAAGAAACUUAUGGGUACACCGGUCCUAGGAGCCAGCAGAGAUCCUCUACCUCAUGACCUUCGCACCUUACCUCCUUCUCUUCAUCAGCAACUACCGCACUUGGCAGAGCUCAUUCGUAAAGCCUCUGAAGGACUCCCGAUCACACAUCAACCAGGAAUGCAAAUGCCAGGUAUGCCGACUACAGGCCCGGACCAACAGCAGCAGCAGCACCAACCCCCACUCCAGUCCCCCCUCUCCCUCCUAUCCCCACACCACCAGCUCCCCCACCCUGCCCUCCUCUCCCCCACCGUAGGGAUGGGCCUCCCCCUCGCCAACAUGGCCCAUGUCUUCGACCCCCGCGCCUUCGACAGGAGCAUGCAGCACCACCACCUGCCCCCUCAGCCGUCACCUUACUCCCUGCCUGGUCUCCUGGGGAUGGGUCUUGGGGGAGGACCCAUGGGGCUGGGAGGAGAGAUGCCUCAUAUGGACCUCAACGCGCUGACCGCUGCCGCAGCACAGGAUAAGGUUAAUCAAGAGAGAAGCAAGAAGAAAUCCAAGAAGGACACCUCGGACAAACACUCCUCUGGCUCCCAGGGCCCUUCCACAUCUCACCAUCGCAUCCCUCUUCCUCAACCAUCUACCUCAUCAACUCACGACGACAACGAAGACCUGGUCAUCGAUGUCCGUGAUUCCAAGAUAUAGGGUUUUGAAUAAUUAGGAAUAGUCUGCAUUUUAUCUCCCUUAACCCAUAAGCAACUAGAGAUCUUGUAAAAAUGGCCUAUUACUAACUGGAAGAUGUUGCAAUAUUGCUCUCAUUUUUACAUUUUUCUGAACAUUUAUGAAACAUGCGCUAUUUUCUAUGCAGAAUCCUACUGUAGACAUCGUAAGGAUUACAUGGUUUCGUGAGUAAAAGGAGGGGCGGUUUAGUCGAGUGGAAUGUAGUCGCAAACUGCAGCAUUUGAUAAAGUGAUCUCAUCUUGGCUCCAUGCUAUGAAGAUUUAGGAUUGCUUCGGAUCAGUGAAUUUCUAACUAAGUCGCAAGUGUGUCAUAACAGAUAGGCCAUUGUAAAAUUGCUAUUGAUAUACUUGUGAUUGGUUCAGAUAUUUGUAACUUGACCCAGAUCAAACAGUUAAAUGGUCAUCUAUCAUGGACCUUGCUAGUCAGGACAGGCACGCACCGAAGUCAUUAUUCAGAUUCUUCUGCAUGUAUGUUGAAGAUAGAAAGAGUAGAUCCUAGAUAAGGGAAAUAUUAAAUGAUUAGUUUGAUGCAUUCGUAGUGAGACUUGGCACACAGUAUUUCACAAAAUAAGAUAAGAACUUGCAGAACUGUAGAUGUUUUGUCUGUAAAGCUUGUGCAGCCUAGGGCAAACUUUUUUUCUUCUCUCAAUGUCAUGGUAAAGGCCAACAUUACAUCAUUAAUCUUAACUCAUUUCAAGUACUGCCUUAAUUACUUAAAUGAAUGUAUAUCUCACGGAAACCAACUAAGUGCUAUGUACUUUUGGUGUGGAUAUUACUUGCAUAUCUUAUCAUGUAUUUCACAAACGUCCUACUCUAUCUUCUUUUAAAUUGUUUUCUUGAAUGUUUUAUGUGUACAGUCGGUGUUAAAAGCUGGUUAGUAUUCAACAUAUUUAUGGAUCAGAUAAUGGUUCAUUGUACUUGUUUAAAAGAUAGAUUGAAAAAGCAGGGACUCCUGUUUUCAGGCAAAAGCCUGAAAUCUGGCCCUGGCAAUUUAUUUUCAGACCAUAGUUUAGGUCUUUUGUGUACAAAAUACUUGUAGCUCAUUCUAGGGGAUUUUAAAGCUUUAAAGUUAUCAAUUUAUGUGAUACACAUAACACACAUAUAAACCUCAAAAUUAACCCAAAGGUACAUCUACAUGGUAAAAAAUACAUGUUCAUGUAUAAAUAUAAGUUACUGGUAGUUAUUUCAAAGAAUUCAUUUAAUAAAGAGCAAAAUUUAUAAUCUCUCUACCUCAGAAGAAAUUAAAAAAUAGAAGUAAAUCAAAGCCACACUAUCGAACGAUACUGUGAUACCAAAAUAUAUAUAUUUUUUACACUAUACAUGUAUACCAAUAAAUCAAAUCAAAUCAAAUAUCUAUACAUAUGUACAUUUAUACAAGUAAUUAUAAACAAAAUACAUUUUACACGUCUGUGGUUAAAACAUUGAAAUGAAUAUUCAGAAGGUAUUGUAGGAACUAUAUUUUUGCUAGGUCAUUGUAUUUUUAUUGAUUUAUUUUUCAAUAUGGCACUUCUAGUAUUGCACUACAGAACAGAUCAAUAGUUUUAUCAUGAAAACACACAGUAUACAUACAAAUUGGUAUUGGCAAUGUCAAACUGAUAAAAUGGCAACCUGAUUUAUUCAUAUAAAGUUGCUAAGUCCAAAUAAUGUCCAGCAAAUUACCAAUUAAAUUAAAGAUUGAAAAUAAAUAUCCCUUCACCCAAGGAGAAACUUGGAAAACAAAAAUUAUUUCAGAAGGGAGGUACAUUCCAAUACAUUAGAUGAUCAGAUAGAUAGAUAGAAAGGUUUUAUUGAACAAAUUCCAUCGUCGCAGUCUUACAACUGAAUUGCCAUUGGAAUACAAUUGAAAAGUACAUGUAUUUACAAGUUAAAAGUACAAUAGUCUUAGGACUAUGACAUAAUAUAUAUAUAAAAAUAUCAUAUUAAAAACUCUAUAUCAAAAUUCAAUGAGUAUGGAGAGAAAGAAAGGAUGACUUGAGGAAUAUGAGCAAGGAGCAAGAAUCAACAAAAGGUGAGAGAAGAAUGAAAGGAAAAGAAAGGAAGGGUAAGUAAGAGGAAUAUAUCAAGAAAGAUGAGGUGAAAAACAUGUGUAAUGAGCCUUCUUUUGAUUAGCUUUAAAAUGUAGAGAUCCUCAUGGCGUGUAUAAACCACCAAUAUAUAAAACAUGUAUACAAAUUAUUAAAUUAAAAGUUUGACAGGAAACAUCAGGUAUUGUAGUAUUGUAGUUAUGAAACUCUCCAGGUGGUCAAAUUCAAACAUAGUACAAUUGUGAAAUUAAGUAUGAUCAAAGAUAUCAGUCGUGCUAAACGUACAGUGAAUUAAAAAGACUCGAGGCUAGUGAAUAGAAAGUCCCGAAAUAGGCGGAGGAGGACAUUAGGAUUAGAUUACAGUGUAAAGAUUAAAGCGUUCCAGUAUGAAUUAA
Molecule: messenger RNA, 3583 nt
Organism: Strongylocentrotus purpuratus (purple sea urchin)
Lineage: Eukaryota; Metazoa; Echinodermata; Echinoidea; Camarodonta; Strongylocentrotidae
Product: INO80 complex subunit E
Exons: 7
Coding region: 125-1129 (334 amino acids)
Biological process (GO): chromatin remodeling
Cellular component (GO): Ino80 complex; nucleus
Source: RefSeq, a predicted model, not a curated record